AAUUCAGAAAAUAUUCUAAAAUGGUGCUUUAUGUAGAUUUUUAAUGAAUCUACUUUUAUUUUAGAAAGAUUUUGAGUGCAGGGCUUAAACGUGUAACAAAGCAUUUGCACUGUAACAUUGCUUCUUAAAUAAAAGAUCCCAACGCUUCAGAAGCUCUAAACGACCAACUCUUGUGAUGUGUAGGCAAAUCACCGAGGUUCACUUGAUUUUCGUUUUGUUCAAACAAGUUUUACCAGAUGGUCCUGUGUGCCAGAGGCAGAGCAGGCUGCCGGCGUGGUGGAGCUGUUCUGUUUUACACUGACACCGGCGCCCGGAUGGCUGACAGGCACACGUCAGGAGACGGCAGCAACGGCUUCAAUGGUUCUCCUCGGGAUCUUAAAGUUGAAAUAGAUCAUGGUUCGACCAAAAGGGCGAGAGAAGACAAGGACCUGUGGCCAAGGCCGCUGGCUCGAGCCUGGACCCUGAUGCUGUUCAUAGGCACGUGCCUCCUCUACUGCGCCAGGAUGGCCAUGCCGGUCUGUGCGGUGACUAUGGCGACUUCUUUCCACUGGAGCAAGAUCGAUGCCGGGCUGGUUCUGGGUGGAUUCUUCUGGGGUUACUGUUUCACGCAGAUCCUGGGCGGAUAUGCCAGUGACAAGCUCGGAGGGGAGCGUGUCCUGUUCAUCUCCGCCGCCUCGUGGGCUCUGAUCACAGCUGUCACUCCUCUUCUGGCCCACUUAGGUUCUCACAUCUUUGCACUCAUGACUAUGGCCAGAUUCCUCAUGGGACUACUGCAGGGUGUUUUUUACCCGUCGCUGGCCAGCCUCUGCUCACAACGGGUGUCGGAGGGGGACAGGGGCUUUUUAAUGAGCGUCAUGAACAGCGGGAGCAAUCUCGGAAUAUUGCUAGCAGGUGGGAUGGGGUCCCUGCUGCUGGACCAGUACGGCUGGGAAAGUAUGUUCUACAUAAUCGGUGUCCUUGCUGGACUCUGGGCCUUUGUUGGUUGGCUGUGUUUAUUAAAAGGUACGGAAGUUACCCCCCAGCGGAUGGAAACAAGCAGUGACACACAAUGGAGUAUGUCAACAACACGCUGGCUGAGUCUUUUUAAGGAGUCGUCAGUCCGGGCCAUGGUGUUCACUCACAUGUGCAUGAGCAGCACUUUCACAACAUUAAUGUCGUGGUUGCCAACAUACUUCAAAGAAUCAUAUCCUGACGCCAUGGGAUCUGUUUAUAAUGUAAUUCCAUGGCUUGUUGCAAUUCCAUCAGCACUUGCCGGAGGAUACGUGUCAAGUUUUCUCAUCAACCGAGGAUAUAGUAUAGUAUCGGUCAGGAAGAUAAUGCAGGCAGUUUCCAUGGGCCUAUCCAGUGUGUUUAUGAUGCUUCUCUCCGGAGACGUCCCAUUCACCUCUGCUCUGAUUUUCAUUUCUGCCGCAAUUGGUCUUUCCACCUUCAGCAGCAGCGGUGUGUCUGUAAAUGUACAAGAUCUGUGCCCAUCGUGUGCUGGCGCCGUGUACGGUGAGUUUCGGUCCACAUUUCAGUCCCAUAAAACUCUGCUGAUCGUUGCGUUGAUCGAUGAUCUUCUUUCCGCAACAGGUUUCAUGAAUAUGCUGGGUGCUUUCAUUGGAGUGGUGUUGGUUUCCGUGUCCGGUUACCUGGUGGAGGUGACGUCCUCGUGGGCCACAGUGUUCUCCCUCCUCACUUUGGUGAACGCCACGGGCCUCGGGAUCUUCCUCAUCUUUGGAGAAGCUCGGCGCGUCGACCUGUGAGGUCACACACGGAGCAAUCUUCUCCUGUUGGGAUUGAAGGAACUAGAGUAGCGCCUAGGUUUCACUCGGGUAUGUUUACAUAAAAGGAAAGCUGAGGGUGACCCAUCAACAAAUACGUUAAGAGAUGAAUUCAUUCCCAAUUUUACAACACACAAGUUGAUUUUACUUGAAGGAAGUUCAACUUACUUGGCCACUAUUAAAUACUUUUUGUAACUGAUCACAUCUUUUUUAAGGGUACAUUUUUUUCUGGCUGCUUUAGUUUAUUUUAUUGAAGUUGGAAGCUAUCCAUUGGUAAAUGCUCAAAUCUACUGGAAUUAAUAUGGUCACAACAACGGCGCGUGUCCUGUUGUGUGUUUAAAGCAGAUCUUCUACUUUUGAACAAGCUUCAGUGUUUGUGAUGGAUGAAGUGUGAGUUUUACAGUCGAAGGGCUGUAAAUUGUAAAUGUCUAUUCGUCUUGCUUCUGUUCAGCACAACAAAUCAAGAAAGAAUGGCAUUCGUUUUUCUGAGAUGAAGUACACGAAUGAGUUAUUAUGAAUAAACAUGCACAGUAUUUAUUCACACUUGUAUACUUUCACUUCAUGUCCAAGUCUUUUUGCUAAAAAGUCUUUGUAUUAAUUUACUCUUCCAUCGAUUUACACCCAAAUGCCUUAAAUGACAGAGUCAAAGCAUGUUUGGGGUUUUCUUGAGUUUUGACACAACAAGCCUCCCACCCUUACAUUUUGGGGAUUUUAUGCAAUUCUUCCAUGCAGACCCUUUGGAGACAUGUCAUCUUGUUUCCUGGGUUUGUUUUCUACCUGUCUGAGGCCUCCCUGGAUGGCUCAGUUUGCCCGAGCAGCCACCUGCAAGAGUCCAUUUUGUAUCAAACUUCUUAAAACAAAAAGGCCAUUGUGUUUUGUUUGUGUGCUGAAACCCAAUCCCGUCGUUCCUUUCACUGCAUGCAUUGGUUUCUGUUUUGGAAUGAUAGUUAGUAGUGAGCACUUAAAUAGAAUAGGUAUAGAAAUAGAAAGGUGUGUGCUUUUCCUCAUUUUGCCCGAUCAGUGGCCGUAGCUCAACUUUUGUAAUACAUAUAUUUAUUGUGUCUUAAGAAAAAAAGUCAAUGUUUUUGUCACAUGUCUGUUUUUUAUUUUAUACUGUAUUUAUGUGUAUUCAUAAAAAGCAAGGCGGCAGUGAAUGGGUUGAGUGUUUACAAAGGAUAGGGAUAAAUGUGAAAUAAAUCACAUCUUGGCCAAAACGCCUCCCCUAUCUCCCCCCAUCCCUGUGAAGAAUAAAAGCAUAUUAUUCAUCAUUAGCAGUCAGACACAGAGUUUACAUUUAAGGACAUUACGAAAUAUUGUACUAUGAUCUUAUACUUGCUUGUUUUUGCUUACAGAUCGACCUAAAGAUUAUUAAGCAUUCAGAUAAAAGAAUAUUUGGUUAUCGAUUUUUCUUUGUAGAACACAAUAAAAAGCUGUUUUUUAAUCGCUG
Molecule: messenger RNA, 3210 nt
Organism: Pungitius pungitius (ninespine stickleback)
Lineage: Eukaryota; Metazoa; Chordata; Actinopteri; Perciformes; Gasterosteidae
Product: voltage-gated purine nucleotide uniporter SLC17A9-like
Exons: 12
Coding region: 237-1745 (502 amino acids)
Biological process (GO): transmembrane transport
Cellular component (GO): membrane
Molecular function (GO): transmembrane transporter activity
Source: RefSeq, a predicted model, not a curated record